Messenger RNA from Tripterygium wilfordii, 2567 nucleotides. RefSeq names its product AP2-like ethylene-responsive transcription factor ANT. NCBI's taxonomy places the organism in Eukaryota, Viridiplantae, Streptophyta, Magnoliopsida, Celastrales, Celastraceae. Bases 488 to 2317 code for a protein of 609 amino acids. Gene Ontology annotation, molecular function: DNA binding; DNA-binding transcription factor activity. The transcript has 9 exons. The record is from RefSeq and is a predicted model, not a curated record. Gene Ontology annotation, biological process: regulation of DNA-templated transcription.
UAUAUAUCUUGGAUUCUCAAUGUUAUGGCGAGUUUUAAUUUUUAGUAAAAGGAAAAGGCAGAGCAACAAAGGGAAGGGAGCGUAGGGUAAAGCAAAAAAGAAAAGAAAAGAAGAGGUCUUUCUCAUUCACAGAUCCCUAUGAAAUGCUGGAAGGAUGCCCAGCAUUUACUUGCUUGAACUCAUUCUUUUUGUUUAGUUUAUAGGAAGUUGCUUUGUUCUCUUUAUCAAUCUUUUCAGAGGGAAGGGAGAGACUAUUGAAUAUAGGUUUAGUUGCAGGAGUUUGGAUUUGUUUUCUAGAUUUUGGUCCGCUCACUUCCUGCAGUUAUAGCUAGACAACAAAAAACCCAGUUUUCAGAGAUUUGAGUGAAGCAGCAAAUCAAGACAAAAAUAGAUAUGCUUGUAUUGAUUAGCUUAUUUGUUUCCCAAUGAUUGAUGAUAAAUUGCCUACAAAUCUCCUCUUAGUGCAAAAGAAAAAAGAACAACAUUCAUGGAGAAGAUCAAGUCCUUUAAUAAUAAUGAUCCUGAAAGAACCAAUAGUAACUGGUUGGGUUUCUCGCUUUCUCCUCACCCCCAAAACCAAACACAGCCUUCCCCUGCUGCUGCAUCUGCUGCUUCUUCUUCAGCUACUAUCCCAACAAGCCUAUCCCAUUCUACUCAACAAGUGAACUAUGGCAUUUACUAUGGAGUUGAAGGAGAAAAUGGCGGGGUAUUUUCUCCUUUACCUGUGAUGCCAAUCAAGUGUGAUGGAUCUCUUUGUUUAAUGGAAGCCAUAACAAGGUCACAGUCACAAGCAAGGGUAACUACUUCAACUCCAAAACUGGAGGACUUCUUUGGUGGAGUUGCAACUAUGGGGACCCAUCCCUAUGAAAGCAAUGAGAGAGAAGCUAUGGCUCUUAGUUUGGACAGCAUUUUUUACCAUCAAAACGCAGACCACAACAACUCCAACAAUGAAAACUGCCUUAACCAUAUCCAAGAAAACUCCAGGCAACAUGAGGACCAGCUUCAACAAUACCCAUAUAAUUAUUCUGCCAUGGAGCUUCCAACAAUGGCAGAUGAUGGGUUAUCUGGAAUGAAGAACUGGAUUUCUUCUAGCCAUGCUAUAGAGCAGAAGGUUUUGGGUUGCAUGGGUUAUAAUGGUGGUGAAUCUUCUGGUAGGUCUUUGAGUGCGAUGUCGGCAUAUGGAGAUUUGCAAUCAUUGAGCUUGUCCAUGAGCCCUGGCUCCCGGUCAAGCUGUGUUACUGCAUCACAACUAAUCUCUCCUAUCGUCACUGACUGUGUAGCCAUGGAAACAAAUAAGAAGAGGCCUAAAAAGGUGGAUCAGAAGCAAAUAAUUCAUAGGAAGUCCUUGAAUACAUUUGGGCAGAGAACCUCUCAAUACAGAGGUGUGACAAGGCACAGAUGGACCGGUAGAUAUGAAGCUCACCUUUGGGACAAUAGUUGCAAAAAAGAAGGACAAAGCAGGAAAGGCAGGCAAGUUUAUCUGGGAGGUUAUGAUAUGGAAGAAAAAGCUGCUAGAGCUUAUGAUCUAGCUGCACUCAAGUAUUGGGGCCCCUCAACCCAUAUCAAUUUCACUUUGGAGAAUUAUCAAAAAGAACUUGUAGACAUGAAGAACAUGACCAGACAGGAAUAUGUUGCCCAUCUAAGAAGGAAAAGCAGUGGCUUCUCAAGAGGAGCUUCAAUGUACAGAGGAGUAACAAGGCAUCAUCAGCAUGGAAGAUGGCAAGCUCGGAUUGGCAGAGUUGCUGGAAACAAGGACCUUUAUCUUGGAACAUUUAGUACUCAAGAAGAAGCAGCUGAGGCUUAUGAUAUAGCAGCAAUAAAAUUCAGAGGAGUAAAUGCAGUUACAAACUUUGACAUUACAAGAUACGAUGUAGAACGAAUCAUGGCUAGCAAUACCCUUCUGGCCGGAGAACUAGCCAGGCGAAGCAAAGAGACAGGCCCUGACAAUGAGGCUCCAAAUAACAAUGGGGAAGGCAUUCCCUUGCAGAAGAACAAUAUUGAAGCUGAUUCAGAUUUGAAAAUGGCUUUCAAAUCGCCAAAUGUUUUCGAUAGUUGCAAGAACCAAUCUCUUUCUUUGGUACCAGAGAAUCACUUGUCGAAUGCUUCUUCAUUGGUGACGAGCUUAAGCAGCUCAAGAGAAGGAAGUCCUGAUAAAUCCAAUAGCUUACCAAUGAUGCUUCCAAUGCCUCCCUCGGCCACCAAGUUGUUUACUACUACUACUAGUACUACAAGUAAUAUCAUGAACUCUUGGACCCAACUGAAGCCUGGACUUUCCUACCCACCAAUUCCAGUUUUUGCUGCCUGGACAGAUGCAUAGACUUCUGGAGCUGUAACCCAAGCUAAAAGAAAAUGAUGGAUGGACUAGAAAAGGAUUGGUUUUAUUUUACUUUCUUUUUUUUUUUUCUUUUUUCAAUGUUAGUAAUGAAAUUGGAGAGGUAGAAAACCGUGGUGUAAGUAGGUUCAAGAAUUUCAAGUCUUGUAGCUGCUUAAGUUGCAUGAAUAUCCGAAGACCAACAUGAUUAAAAAGAAAUCUAAAUGGGCCCAUUGCAUCAUUAUGGUUCAAGUUU